Penicillium riverlandense is the source of this 2154-nucleotide messenger RNA. RefSeq lists its product as uncharacterized. The record is from RefSeq and is a predicted model, not a curated record. Lineage: Eukaryota; Fungi; Ascomycota; Eurotiomycetes; Eurotiales; Aspergillaceae. The transcript has 8 exons. Bases 1 to 2154 code for a protein of 717 amino acids. Gene Ontology annotation, molecular function: transcription cis-regulatory region binding; DNA-binding transcription factor activity, RNA polymerase II-specific; zinc ion binding. Gene Ontology annotation, cellular component: nucleus. Gene Ontology annotation, biological process: regulation of DNA-templated transcription; DNA-templated transcription.
AUGUGGCCAACCUCGCAAAGUGUAGGACAGUUGCCGGUGGGCCGGACAGGUCAUGCCUGUGUGCAAUGCCGACACAGGAAGCAGAAAUGCGGAGGCUUUACACGAAGCAUCAAAUGUCGGCCGUGUACCACUAGAAAGGUCAAAUGCAGUUUUGAGGAAGAAGUCAAGGAUCCUCGACACAAUCCGUAUCUUUGUCUACGAGGAUCUCGGUCGCCUUCAAUAGGCAUCGAUACGCGGGCAAACGAAAGCACCGUUUUGCCCUCUUCUUCGGCUGCCCAGUCUUCCGGUUUGACGGUCCUCGAUAGAGGGAAUGCGCCGCGGUCGCUGUUGGCUGUACCAUCCCGGGAAAUCAGGACUUCGUCGACUGAUGAGGAGUUACCGAAGCAAAUUGAGCUACUCAAAGCAAGGAUUGCCGAGCUGGAGAAAUGGUUUGUCACAACUUCGUCGGAUUCAGCCGGCUACAUGAACACGCCACAAUCCCGCUCCGCGACCUCCCUAGGGAUCCCAUUUGAACCUAUUCCCUCUCUACAGGGCUAUUCAUCACCGCCUGUUAUCUCUUUGAGAUCAACUCAAAACCCCGAUGCCCCAAGUUUAUCCAGUUCUCAAGGCGCUACCAUGACUGACGGGCCCCUGAAAGCUCUUAACAGCGUUCAGUCAGAGGACCCCGUCGAUUUUGAACUACACGACCCAAUUGCGCGAACAAUUCUGACGGAAGGAGAGGCACAUGUGAUGUUCCGACUUUAUUUCUCUCACCCGCACCCAAAUGCCCCUUUCCUCGACACAGGGUUGGACUCGGAUGUUGAUAAUGUCCGGCAGAGGAGUGUUUUACUUUUCCUUGCUAUUCUUUGUAUUGGCGCUCGCUUCUGGGGCGCUUCGUCAAGAAGUCCAUGCUGGCUUCACCACAGAUAUCCGGAGCUUGUUCGAUUACUGGAUGCAGAAGUCAUGAGAGUCACGCUUCGCCCUCGGAACGACGACCAAAGACUCGAAACAAUUCAGGCCCUUAUGUUGUGUGCACAUUGGAUGCCCUUUGAUAUCUCAGCGGACAGUCAACAUUAUCAAUCUCGAUUUUCCGAAGCGGGAGCAUGGCAGUGUCUUGGUCUAGCAAUCCGAUGGGCGGGUUCCCUGGUUCUAAACCACAGAUGCUAUAAGAGUUUUAAGCACCCUGAGACGGCAACGCGCGCAGAUGCACGACGGUUCCGCACCAUGCUUUAUCUUGUGGAAAGUGACCACUACCUUGCAUUAUCCGCUCGACGCCCAUCCUACCUUGACCCCAAACCUCUUCACAGCGUGCUCAACAACUUUCUCCGAUGCCAAUAUGUCCAAACCACAGAUUUACGCUUAGCAUCUCUGUUCCGGGUGGCCUAUAGUGCCCACUUCAGUGGCUGUCGCCCAAUAACCGUCGAGAGCGUCGAGGCAUUCAACAAAGAUGUGGAGCUCAUCGAAGACCAUUUUACAUCUAGUCUGGGCGACCGAUCAAUGGACGCUCUGAGCAAACACUUCCCCUUCACAUCUCUCCGAUGGUAUAGACUAUCCUAUGCGUGUGCGUUCCUAGAUGUCAGCGAUCCCACCCAGCGUACGGGGAAAGUAUUGACCUGGGCAAUCGAGUGGGCGAGCCAAAUCCUUUUACACACGUCACAUCCACCUUCAACAGGAGUACUGAACAAGUCUAUCAUCCCUGCUCAGCUAGAGCCUGAUCCUAGCAUGGUUGACAUUAUGUCCUUUGCCAUUGACCAUUACUAUGUUGUUAUCUCCUAUGCCGCCUUCUUCCUGGUCAACAGCUGGCUGAGUAAUCUUGCAGACUUGAAUCUCCGCCCACAUAUCCAGCAACCAGUGGAAGCUCUCAGCGACGAAGCCUCCAGCUCCCUCCUAUUCCGUCUAGUAGAUGUGGCUACCCGCACCCUGGAAGCAGCAAGUCCCCCUGAAGGGCAUCUGGCACGCCGUUAUUUUGCCCUGCUCCGAGGGAUGGCGAACAUAAUUCUGUCUGGAAACGCACAUAUGCACGCUGCAAAUGCCGACCCAGGUGGUAUGUCCACAGACGUUAGUCAUUUACCAGAUUCGAUACAGAACAACCUGGGAGAAGACCUGUGGGAAAUGUGGCAACAGGCUGGUCUGGAGGCUACGGCCUGGCCGAGUCUGCUAGAUGACAUGUACUAA